Messenger RNA from Coffea eugenioides, 2124 nucleotides. RefSeq names its product disease resistance protein RPM1-like. The transcript has 4 exons. Gene Ontology annotation, biological process: defense response to other organism. NCBI's taxonomy places the organism in Eukaryota, Viridiplantae, Streptophyta, Magnoliopsida, Gentianales, Rubiaceae. The record is from RefSeq and is a predicted model, not a curated record. The coding region runs from base 1 to 2124 and encodes 707 amino acids.
AUGGCAGAAACAGUUCUCUCUUUGUGCUGCGUCAACUCUCAACUUUUCUGCACGAGGGAGGGACGACUAUUGCGGAGGGCUUCGACAAGAGCUCGCUUCUUCGGCAUCGCUUCAACAGGAUUUCUACGGCUCUGUUCGGAGAAAUUUCAGCUUCCAUCAAGAAUUGAGAAGCUCGUCAUCGAGUUGCUAGCGAAAUACAAAGCAUCCAAGUCAGAAUCAAAAACCCAAGAAACGUCUUAUUCUCAGCUCCUCGAAGAGGAUGAUUACCAACUGAAAGUUGUUUCAGUGGUUGGUAUGGGAGGACUUGGCAAAAACUACCCUAGUGGAAAAAAGUCCAUUUUGAGGAUCUUGAGUCAGAAGGCAUUUCCCAGUUCGUGCUUGGGUAACGUCUCUCAAACAUGUGACCUUUUCAGGAUUUCUCCUGAAAGACUUGAUUCGGCAGUUACACAAGGAAGGAAGAAACCAGUCCCACAAUCGAUCGAGUCUUUGAAUACCACCGAGCUGAAAAGGAAUUCAUCAAAGGAUUUUCUUUCAACAAGCUGGAAGACAUGUCUGUUGUACACAAGUAUCUACCCAGAGGAUUAUGCAAUAGAAUGCUAUGACCUAAUUAAUUUGUGGAUUGCUGAAAGGUUUGUAGAAUGGAGAGAAGGAAUGAGUAUUGAAGAUGUAGCUUGGGGUUGUCUUAGUGAACUCGUUAAUAGAAGGCUAAUUCAAGUGACUGACGUGUUUUAUGAAGGAUUACCCAACACUUGUCGAAUCCAUGACCUGUUGAGAGAAGUUAUUCUUCUCAAGUCAAGAGAACAAAACAUGGUCACAGUUAUUACUGAACAACUAACGAGGUGGCCGUCCGAGAAGGUACGCCGUCUGGUAGUCCAUGGUAGUAGCAGUAACAACACCCAGCAUCACCAACAAAGACCAAAUUAUUGCUUUGACCACCUUCGAUCGUUCGUUACUGUUGGAUCCACGAACCUACUACUACACAAAAUGUUGUUAUCUGAAGUUUCGAGGAGUAGUAAGCUGUUAAAGGUUUUGGAUUUGACUGGCCAAGAGGCACAGAAGAAAAUACCAAAUGAGAUUUUCAAGAUGUUUCGUCUCAAGCAUUUGGACCUAUAUGGUACAGGAGUGGAAAGAGUCCCAAAAGCCAUUGGAAAGCUUCAACAUUUGGAGUAUCUGAAUUUGGGAGAGACUGGAGUUAGGGAAUUACCCACGGAAAUUCUAAAGCUGCAAAAACUUCGGGUUCUCAGAGUAUAUCAACAAGUUGAUUCUUCCGAUGCUGAUUAUGGAUAUCAUGGAUUUAAAGCUCCCUCGAAUAUGGUAAGGCUUCUUGCCCUAGAAAUAUUAGACUGCAUAGAUGCAAGUAGUGGAUCCACAAUAGUUAAGGAGAUAGGAAAGCUGACCCAAUUAAGAGAGCUAUAUAUUACAAAGUUGAGAAGAGAAGAUGGAAAGGAGCUCUGCUCCUCCCUUGCUAACCUCACCAGUCUUCGGGAAUUAAGCGUUACUUCAAUUGGAAAAGGUGAUGAUCAUGAGAUAAUUGAUCUAAAUCAUCAUCAUCCUUCUCUUUCUUCUUCUUCUUCUUCGUUUCUUCAAUCUCUUCGUAUGCUGAUUUUGCGUGGCCGCUUAGAAAAGAUGCCAAAAUGGAUAGUUCAUCUUCAUGGCUUGGUAAGAAUAGAUUUGGAUUGGAGCGGGUUAAGGAGUGAGGAGGAUCCGUUUGAAUCCCUCCAACAUUUGCCCAAUUUGGUUAGUAUUAAUUUCUGUGGAUCUUACCAGGGAGAAGGGUUGUGUUUCAAGGCUGGAGGGUUCCUAAAGCUGGAGUGGAUGUACUUAAAGAGACUGGAAGGGUUGAGAUGGAUGAGAGUGGAGGAGGGUGCAUUGCCUCGUUUCCAUGAACUCAUUCUGGAACAACUUCCAUUGCUAGAUGAGUUACCUUUGGGUAUUCAGCACUUGAGCCAUCUUCAAGGGCUGUAUUUGUAUGAGAUGAGUUCCAAAAUGAUAGAAAAGGUAGAGAAUCAGAAGGAAGAAAGUGAAGAUUACAGAAAAAUCGCACACAUUCCUGAAAUUGUCAUUGGUUGCUAUACAGAUGAUGGGGAAUGGAGACAACACAGCCUGUGGGCUGAGAAGAAGUAG